Messenger RNA from Onychostoma macrolepis, 3158 nucleotides. RefSeq names its product ATPase H+ transporting V0 subunit b (gene atp6v0b). The record is from RefSeq and is a predicted model, not a curated record. Bases 260 to 880 code for a protein of 206 amino acids. Gene Ontology annotation, biological process: proton transmembrane transport. The transcript has 8 exons. Gene Ontology annotation, cellular component: proton-transporting V-type ATPase, V0 domain. NCBI's taxonomy places the organism in Eukaryota, Metazoa, Chordata, Actinopteri, Cypriniformes, Cyprinidae. Gene Ontology annotation, molecular function: proton-transporting ATPase activity, rotational mechanism.
CGGAGAUCUGCGCUUUAGAUCACUGAAGGAAGCGUGACGUCCUGAGUCACGUGCACAGCUCGAGCGAGUCACAUGAUCAGCUGAUGACUCCUUCCCCUCUGAUGGAUGUAGCAUUUCCAGCCUUCGCCGAUUUGAAGGGCUCACAGGAAUCCAUUUCUCUUCAAAAUACAAUCAUCUAACAAAAAAUAACAUCACCGUAGCUUAGGUUUAUUCGCGGGAGAACCUUUAGAUAGCAAACCUGGCGCUGUUGGUGGAGUGGAUGAUGAACGGGCACGCGAUUUUAUACACCGGGGUCACUUUGGCCUUCUGGACGACCAUCCUGAUCGUCGGUAUUUGCUAUACGAUUUUUGACCUUGGAUUUCGAUUUGAUGUAGCAUGGUUUUUAACAGAGACUUCUCCAUUUAUGUGGGCUAAUCUUGGAAUUGGCCUGGCCAUCUCUCUGUCUGUUGUUGGAGCUGCAUGGGGGAUUUAUAUCACUGGAUCCAGCAUCAUUGGUGGUGGAGUCAAAGCCCCUAGAAUCAAGACCAAAAAUCUUGUCAGCAUUAUCUUUUGUGAAGCUGUUGCCAUUUACGGAAUCAUCAUGGCAAUUGUCAUUAGCAAUUUGGCAGAGAACUUCUCUGGUACGACUCCAGAGGCUAUUGGAGCAAAGAACUACCAUGCAGGCUACUCCAUGUUUGGUGCUGGACUCACUGUUGGCUUUUCAAACCUCUUCUGUGGCAUCUGUGUUGGCAUUGUGGGCAGUGGAGCUGCCCUCGCUGAUGCUCAGAAUGCCAGCCUAUUUGUCAAGAUCCUCAUUGUUGAAAUUUUCGGCAGUGCCAUUGGACUGUUUGGAGUGAUCGUAGCCAUCUUGCAGACAUCGAAAGUAAAAAUGGGAGAUUAGAUGACUACACAACCUACUGAUCAAAGAUGCUGUGUUGCUGGUGCAAACAGGAGGUGUAAAUACAUAGUAAAUUAUUUAAAUGUAUUUUCCUUUGUGUCUGUUUUUAACCAUCAUUUUCUGAAGAUUGAAAUAUUGUAUGUGCACCAAUUUGUCUUAAAAGAGUGCAUGAUGAUGUCAAAGGCAGAUCUUUGACGACUUUCACACUUAGUUUGGCAUCUCAUAAUUCUGAAAAUGAAAAUAUCACUUUAUGAUUUUGGCCAUACCUCCAUGAUGUCAUAAAAUCCAAUUUAAAUGAUAGAAUUUUUCCUUUUUUUGAAAUUAAAAGGUAUUUAAUUUAUUAAAAUAGCUUAAUAAUAUAAACAGUGAUCCUGCAUAUGGUGACAGAACAGACUGUCUAUAGACCCGAUGUUGGGGAUGAUUUUUUGACAUAUAGGGUGUUAUGUUUGUAUUCAUCUCAAAUUCCAAUAUAUAGUUCGCUGUGAUUGUUCUGUACAGUACAAGAAAAGUGAUAAAUUGCAUUAGUGUGGUUCUUUGCAUUGGAUGGGUGUAAAUCGUAAAGUAUUCUCUUGAUCGCUGUAUGCAAGAAUGUUCUUGUAUUUGCGUGAUGACACCUGGUGUAUCCGGUGUGCUUGACCUGAUCUCACUCUCACGUGUUGUGUUCUUUCAUGUAGCUACUGAAUUUAAGAAAACAGUUAUACCAAAACUAUGAUGUUUAAAAAAAAAAAGAAUAAUACCAGUCAUCUCCAAUCGUAUUUCUACCAGUGUAGACCCUCACUUUGUAGGGCUCUCUUCAGUUCUGGUUGGUUAAAAAUGAGCGGAUAUAAUUAUCUGACGUGUGUACAUAUUAAAAGCAGUUUGUUUUUUGUGAAGCAUGAGGGUGUUUGCCAUUCCGUAUUUCCUAGUUGUCUUGUAACUUUAUUUUUUUUAGUAGCAAGAAGUGGUCUUUAUCUCCCAGGAAGCUUGUUUCCUCCAUGGGUUUAAAAAAAAAAAAGUUAAAGUAAUUUAGACAAAAAUCUGAAUUGUGAAAUACUCAAAAGUCGUACCUUUUUCUUCAGAGCUGUGACCUUACAUCUCGCAAUUCUGAGUUUAUAUCUCACAAUUCAGAUUUUUUUUUCUUCCAAUUGCAAGUUUACGUCUUGCAAUUCUGAUUUUAUAUGUAGCAAUUGUGACUUUUGUUCUCAUAAUUGCAAGAAAAGUCAGAAUUGUGAGAGAUAAUUGUGAAUCCAAAUUGAGAAUUUUUUUUUUAAACCCAUGGUGGAAGCAAGUUUCCUUACGUUACUGUAAACUCUGAACAAUAUGUAAUUUCUUUGCUGUUGACAUCAGUUAAUUCUGAAAAUGAACAUUCAUAGCAGAACAGCACUGCAAACAGAUGUCUGUGGAGGACUUUAAUUGGCCACAGAUCUGAGAUGCCAUCUUUAAACAAAUAAAAAUGAGGCUGUAGAUUUUACUGGAUAUUAAGAUCUCAUUUUCGCAGCCAGAGUUUUUGUCCUCUUAAAUGUUUUAGGAAGAUGUAUUUUCAGUGUUGCAUCGGCUGAAAUAUUUAAAGGUACAGCCCAUUUAUCCCUCACAGCCUCAUUUUCAUUCUUGUAUAAUUAAAUGUUUUUUUUCCCUUCGCUAAGGUUAUCUACCAAAUCUAACAGUACUCAGUCUAAACCACUGUUUAUAGCCACGAUCAAACUUGUAAUGAUCUUACAGUUGGCCUUUUAGCUCUGCUGAAAUACUUUGCUAUCUAUGAUGUUUUUGUGAAGUGGAGGUACAUACUAAACAUGAUUUUACUAACUCCUAAGUGUCCAAAAUCAACUUCUGUUAAAUGUCUGUUUAUAUUAUGUUUAUAUUAAGGAUCAAUCAAAUCACAUACUCCAUCCGUAAAGCACUAUGAUCUUGUGAUUCAUUUCCAGUCUAGUGGCCACGAUCAUCUGUUUUCUUGCACUGGUUCUGUGGAGAGAUGCGUUCAUUUUUUUUUUUUUUUUGUUACAUGAAUAAGUGUUUAUUUUAAAACAUUCCAACUUGGACCUGGUUGUAAUCAACACACUCCUGAUGGAUCACACUGCGAGGCUGCUUUAGGUCUCCAUUAUUGUGGAGCUUCCAGGACCUGGAUUGGCUGUCUGUGGUUUAGUGGUUCAGGAGUUGUGCGGUAAAGAUGGCCUCUUAACCAUUUCUCCUGUUUCAGUGAUUGUUAAAUAUGUUAAUGUGGUGAUUCCAUUGUUUUGAUGUGUACAAGUGGAUCAUCUAGACUCCAUAAUUGUCCUUGAAGAAAUAAAAAGAAAUGUGAAAAACA